Aaosphaeria arxii CBS 175.79 is the source of this 3249-nucleotide messenger RNA. Its product is annotated as glycosyltransferase family 39 protein. Bases 1 to 3249 code for a protein of 1082 amino acids. Gene Ontology annotation, cellular component: endoplasmic reticulum; membrane. Lineage: Eukaryota; Fungi; Ascomycota; Dothideomycetes; Pleosporales. Gene Ontology annotation, molecular function: dolichyl-phosphate-mannose-protein mannosyltransferase activity. The transcript has 7 exons. The record is from RefSeq and is a predicted model, not a curated record. Gene Ontology annotation, biological process: protein O-linked glycosylation via mannose; transmembrane transport.
AUGGCAGCAAUUGUCCCCCUUGUCGGAAGCUUUGGUCUGAUCUUCGGAGGUUGUUGUUCUAAUGUCUAUUGUCUCGAAGCCAUUGUCAAGCAUGAGCCUGACAGCGGGUUGCUGAUCACACUGUUUCAAUUCAUCUUCACUUGCGCCUCAACGCUGCAUUAUCAGUUUGAUCCCAAUGCACGCUAUUUCCUGAAGCCUUCACCAGUACCAUUUCGCAAGUGGCUCAUCAGUGCAACCCUCUUUUUCACUGUCAACAUGAUGAAUAAUUGGGCAUUCGCGUUCGAUAUAUCUGUCCCCGUUCAUAUUAUACUCCGUAGCUUCGGAAGUGUAACCACAAUGGCGGCGGGCUGGUUACGUGGAAAGAAAUACACCAGAGUACAGGUGUUUUCGGUGGCAGUCUUAACCAUGGGGGUGAUGGUGUCGGCAUGGGCUGAUGCCCGAUCGAAAGGAAAAACCAUGGACACUUCGCGGGUCGACUUUACAAGUGCGUCUUUCGAAAUUGGUUUACUCAUACUUCUAGUAGCCCAAUUGCUCUCGGCGUACAUGGGCGCUUACGUAGAGGACAUCUAUGCGGAGCACGGCAAUCACUGGAAGGCCAAUCUUUUCUAUUCGCAUCUCCUCUCUCUUCCUUUGUUCCUCAACUUUUCCCCAGUUCUGUACAAGCAAUUUGCGCGUCUACAGGCGUCACAACCGUUCCAGGUACCAUCACACAUUGCGGGCUCUCUUCCGCCGACCAUCAGCAAGGCUCUAGCAUCGACUCCUCAGCACGUAGUGUACCUAACUGCGAAUGCUGUUACUCAAUUGCUCUGCAUCACCGGAGUAAACAUUUUGAGCGCAAAUACGUCCGCUGUAACGGUAACAAUCGUCCUCAACAUAAGAAAGCUCGUCAGCUUCCUUUUGAGCGUCUGGCUUUUCGGCAACAAGAUGAGUGGUUUGAUGGAGAUUGGUGCAGUCAUGGUCUUUGGUGCUGGAGCUCUCUAUGGAUGGGAGACAACGUACAAAAUACCCCAGAGGCGGAAGGCAGCCGCUAAGGAUGUGCAGGCCAAGACGGCCAUCAUGUCUUCCCCGGCCGGUGUGCGGCACCGCGGUCCCAAGGACAAGAAACGACCGACGACUCCCAAUCCUGACCUCCCCCUCGAGAAAGGUGAUGGAAAUGUUGCACCGAUAAAGCAUACCUUCCAGGCCCAUCGGGGUGCGGAAUGGGACUAUAAAGUUGCCAUCUCGAUCCUCACAUUGUUCGCCUUCAUCACACGUUUCUGGGGCAUCACCUACCCCUCGCAGGUCGUUUUCGACGAGGUUCACUUUGGCAAAUUCGCUUCAUACUAUCUCCAGCGGAUGUACUUUUUCGACGUUCACCCUCCAUUCGGAAAGCUUCUCUUCGCUUUCGCUGGCUGGUUGGUCGGUUAUAAGGGGGACUUUUUGUUCGAGAAUAUUGGCGACUCAUACAUCACAAAUAAGGUCCCCUAUGUCGCCUACCGCGCAAUGCCUGCAACAUUGGGUGCGCUGACGGUCCCGACUGUCUUUCUUAUCAUGUGGGAAUCUGGAUACUCCUUGCCCGCCUGUGUCACAGCCGCUGGUCUCCUGCUCUUCGAUAAUGCUCACAUCGGCCAAACGCGAUUGAUUCUCCUCGACGCAUCCCUGAUUUUCUUCAUGGCCACGUCGGUCCUUGCCUACGUCCGUUUCUAUAAACUCAGACACGACGCUUUCAGCCGAAAGUGGUGGAAGUGGCUUUUGCUCACGGGCGUGUCCCUCAGCUGUGUCAUCUCCAUCAAGUAUGUCGGUGUUUUCACUUUCUUCUCCAUUGGCGUUCCCGUCUUGAUUGAUCUCUGGGAUUUGAUGAACAUCAACCGUCGUCAAGGCGCUUUGAGUCUACAGGAGUUUGGAAAGCACUUUGCUGCUCGUGUCAUUGGGCUCAUCGUGAUUCCGUUCAUGCUCUAUCUUUUCUGGUUCCAGGUCCACUUCACCAUCCUCAGCCGAUCUGGCCCUGGUGACGACUUCAUGACACCCGAAUUCCAAGAAACUUUGAGCGACAACGUGAUGAAUCUUCAGUCCGUCGGUAUCGAGUACUUUGACUCAAUCACGAUUCGCCAUAAGGAUACCAAAGUAUACCUCCACAGCCACCCGGACCGUUAUCCUCUACGCUACGACGAUGGUCGAAUCUCUUCCCAAGGACAACAAGUAACUGGAUAUCCUCAUAAUGAUACCAACAACCACUGGCAGGUCCUACCUACUAAGCCGCUGGCAUCGACUGAGGGACAGCGUGAAGCCGAUGGUGGACGAUACAAUGACACCCUUUUCGAAAUCAAGGUGGACAACAGCAAAGGCAACCAGGAUUUCAAGACCAUGUCCUCUCACUUCAAGCUUGUACACGUUCCCACCAAGGUCGCCAUGUGGACACACACCACUCCCCUUCCGGACUGGGCAUACAAGCAGGCAGAGAUCAACGGAAACAAGAACGUCCAACAGCCUAGCAAUGUCUGGUAUGUUGAUGACAUUCCUUCGCUUCCUGCCGACAGUGAACGCAACAAGAAGGAGGUGCGUCAAGUGAAGACUCUGUCAUUCCUCCGAAAGUACAUUGAGCUCCAGCGUGCGAUGUUCUACCACAACAACGCCUUGACCAGCUCUCAUCCAUAUGCUUCCCAGCCAAUCUCCUGGCCAUUCCUCCUACGCGGUGUCUCCUUCUGGACGAAUAACGACACGCGUGAGCAAAUCUACUUCCUCGGAAACCCAAUUGGCUGGUGGCUUGCAUCCUCGCUUCUUGCUGUCUUUGCAGGCAUCAUUGGCGCUGAUCAGCUAGCUCUGCGUCGAGGCAUGGAUGCCCUUGAUGAGCGAACUCGUGCGCGUCUCUAUAAUUCGACCGGUUUCUUCUUCCUCACCUGGGCGGCUCAUUACGUUCCGUUCUAUAUUAUGGGACGCCAACUUUUCCUUCAUCAUUACCUCCCAGCACAUCUCGCGUCAGCUCUUGUCGCUGGAGCUUUGAUUGAAUUCAUCUUCAACAUCGAGCCAGUCGACCCCGAGUCCCCCGCAGGUAGCGCCAAGGGUCACAGAAGGACACAGUCCCGCCCCGUGAGGGAGCGCGUAGCCACCCAGACGCUACUCGGAAGCUGGAUCGCCACUGCCGUAGUCCUGACUGCCGUCAUCUGGUGCUAUCUGUUCUUCGCCCCAUUGACUUACGGAAAACCGGGCCUCAGCGUUGACCAGGUCAACUCCCGGAAGUGGCUUGCCUACGACUUGCACUUCGCGAAAUAA